Centruroides sculpturatus (bark scorpion) is the source of this 1495-nucleotide messenger RNA. RefSeq lists its product as uncharacterized. The transcript has 8 exons. The record is from RefSeq and is a predicted model, not a curated record. Lineage: Eukaryota; Metazoa; Arthropoda; Arachnida; Scorpiones; Buthidae. The coding region runs from base 38 to 1486 and encodes 482 amino acids.
UGUUGAUCAUUUACUCUGAAUGUGAAAAACGAUAUACAUGGCAUUAAUAAUGAGUUAUAUAUUGCUUUUCUUUUCAAUAUUUUUACCUUUAUCCGAAAGUGAUGAAUUGUCACAUUAUUUAGCUUAUACACUUCGCAUUGUAAUGGACUGUGAGGCCGGUUAUGAUUUAACUGAACCAGUGAUAGCAUUUUCUCCAUUGAUGUUCAUGAGAGCUGUGGCUGUUUUAAGAAGAAUUCAAAAUGCUUAUAAUUGCAUUGACUUCAAAGUUUAUCCUGAUUUUAACGCAACUGAUAAACGUUCUUGGAAGUUCUGUGUGUUAGGAGUGUGCAGUAUAAUGGGGUUUUGCAGGUGUCCUAAAUAUAUUUCUGGUGAAAACUGUGAUACCUUUGACAGAAAAUAUUGGUUAAUUUAUUGUAUGUUAAUGUGUACAGAGAAACCAUCAUUAAUAUGUUUGUGUGAUUCAUAUUUUUAUAAAAAGUCUGUACAAACCAGUAUAUAUUGGUACGAUGAAGGAUUGGAGUCUGCUUACAGACCAGCUCCUCCUGAUUUUAAAGAAGAUCCUCCUCUACCCGAACAUUUGAAAAUUGUAGCAGAAAUAAUGGAUGAUAUUCAAGAUUAUCAAAUUAAUAUGGAAGGUUAUAAAGGAACGGAUGGCAUAGGAGAUUUAGGACCAUUCACUGGUACUUUACCACCAUUGGGUAAAGCAACUAAAGAAAAAUAUAUUCCUACUACAUUUUCUCGAUUGCAAUUUUUCACAACUAAAGCAUUAACUUCAAAAUAUUUUGUCACGAAAAAAAUACCAGAAACAACAACAAAAUCUAUAUCUAGUACUAUUAGUUACAGAAGUACUUUAAUACCAACAACCACAAAAAGUCCUACCAUAAAAACUACGUCUACUGAAUCAAGAAGGCCUCAUGAAAAAACUAUCGAACACGUGACAACAUCAAGAUACAAAAAUAAAACGGAACACGGCCCAUCAGAAAUAAGUAAAUUAAAUAAACAGUGUCCGCCAUACUGCACUGCAAUUCCUGGUCCCAAAGGACAAACUGAAACCGAACUGCUGUUCACCACUAAGAGAAAUUAUAUUUACACUAUUGGUAAAACAUGGCCUUCGGGAAAAUUAGUAAAACACAAUUGCCUGAAAUCAAUUAACAGAAAUGAUUUCGAAAAGGAAGAAUUUGAUAUUGAAACAAACGAAAUACCACAAGAAAUGAAAUACGAAAACAAAUUUGUUUAUAAUACAUCAGAUACUGAUCAAAUUGACGCAGGUUCGGCCGAGGAAUACUCCGAAAAUGAUGGAUACGAAUAUGGAGACAAAUAUGCACAAAUAAAAUCGGAUAGAAAUAAGAACGACAUCCGAUACAGAAAAGAAAGAAACGAAUUUCAUUAUUUUAACAUUAAAAAUAGCAGUUCUCCAUCAAAUCAUAUCUGGUAUUAUAAUUUUAUAACGUUAUUCAUUCUAUAUUUUUGUGUAAUUCACCUUUAAACAAUCAAU